Messenger RNA from Myotis brandtii (Brandt's bat), 682 nucleotides. RefSeq names its product adhesion G protein-coupled receptor G7 (gene ADGRG7). Bases 1 to 657 code for a protein of 218 amino acids. NCBI's taxonomy places the organism in Eukaryota, Metazoa, Chordata, Mammalia, Chiroptera, Vespertilionidae. Gene Ontology annotation, biological process: adenylate cyclase-activating G protein-coupled receptor signaling pathway; cell surface receptor signaling pathway. The transcript is spliced from 4 exons. The record is from RefSeq and is a predicted model, not a curated record. Gene Ontology annotation, cellular component: membrane. Gene Ontology annotation, molecular function: G protein-coupled receptor activity.
AUGUCCAGCUGUGGAACAGGAGGCUAUCAGCCUGGUUUGAAUUUAGAAGCCAAGCACUUCAGCUGCUGGUUGGCAGGUCCAAAAAAGGAUGAUGAUAAAACAAGCCCAUUAUAUUUGUCAUUUAUUCUACCUAUGACCAUUAUCCUCACUAGCAAUGUUGCUCUAUUUAUUGUCAUUAUAGUGAAAGUGGUAUGGAAGGAUAACCAGAAUCUGACAAGCACAAAAAAGGUUUCAUCGCUAAAGAAGGUUUUUAGCACGUUAUCUAUUGCAGUCAUAUUUGGAAUUACCUGGAUCCUGGGAUACUUUAUGCUAAUAAGUGAUGAAAAUACCAGCAAAAUCUCCGGCUACCUUUUCUGCAUUUUCAACACUACUCAGGGAUUGCAAAUUUUUGUCCUCUACACUGUCAGAACAAAAAUCUUCCAGAAUGAAGCUUCCAAAUUGUUGAAGUCGCUGUCGUCAUCUGCUGGGAGAGUGAAGUUGCUGCCAUCAGCAACCCGGAUGAGGCUGCGUGUAAGGAUGUAUAACAUGCUCAGGUCAUUCCCAGCCCUAAAUGAACGCUUUAGGCUGCUGGAGCCAAGUGUGGUUACUGAGGAAACGACACUCUCUGAAAGUGACCAAGCAAGCAUAAGCACCUCCAGUGGUUCUCAACCUUCCUAAUGCUGUGACCCUUUAAUACAGUUCC